This is a messenger RNA of Malania oleifera, 1740 nucleotides long. RefSeq lists its product as uncharacterized. The transcript has 4 exons. Bases 1 to 1740 code for a protein of 579 amino acids. NCBI's taxonomy places the organism in Eukaryota, Viridiplantae, Streptophyta, Magnoliopsida, Santalales, Ximeniaceae. The record is from RefSeq and is a predicted model, not a curated record.
AUGGAGCGCAAGGAUAAUAACAUGGAGAGUGGCUCCGAGGAGAUUGCCAGUGAUGAGUCUCCGUCCAUGCCUCAAGGUUUAAUGAGGUUCACACGCAUGCACCCGCCUAUGUUUGUAAAGGGACCCGACCCGAUUAUAGCAGAGGACUGGGUCGAAAAGACUGAGAGGAUUCUGGAAGUUCUCCACUGUACAGAUGAGCAGAGAGUCCUAUACUUUACCUUCCAACUUUCUGGGGAAGCGGGGCGUUGGUGGACUGCCGUGAAUCUGUUGGAGAAUCAAAGAGCCGAUGUUUUAAAGAUGUCUUGGAGCCAUUGCAAGGAGCUCUUGUUGUCAGAUCUCACUGAUGAUCUGCAGCUCACUUGGGUGGCACCUUCGUGUGGGAGGUGUGAGGCUAUAAAAAUCAGCCUAAGUUUAACAGCAACAGCAGAGCUUCAGCUUAACAGUAGCAGCAGCAACAGAAUUAUAUCUGGUGCAGCAGUAGUUCAACGUUACUGUGUUCUACAAGCUUCUUCAAUGGUGGAAACAGCAGCCAAUACUUCCAACACAGAGACUUCAUCUUCUUUGCAAGAUUCAUAUAAUAUUGGUGAUCCUCUGUUCUUGCAUCCUAGCGAAAAUCCUGGAGCAAUUCUUACUUCUCAACCAUUGAUUGGGGAAGAAAAUUAUCCUGCCUGGGCAAGAUCAGUAAAGAAAUCUCUAAUUGCCAAAAACAAGUUAGGAUUUAUUGAUGGAUCAUUAACCAUUUCUUCACCAUUGGUGAAUUCUCCAAAUGCUAUUCAAGCAUGGGUUUGUGCUGAUAAUAUGGUAAGUACAUGGAUCAUUAAUUCUGUUUCACCAAAGCUUCAAGGUAGUAUUAUAUAUAGAGAUAUUGCUUUAGAAAUCUGGAUUGAUCUUCGAGACACUUUCAGUCAAGGAAAUGGGACCAAGAUCUUCAAUAUCCAGAAGCAGAUUGCUGAGAUUCAUCAGGGAGAGAUGUCACUCACUGAAUAUUUCACUCAGCUCAAGAUUUUGUGGGAUCAAUUGCAGAAUUUGAACCCAUUUCCUCAGUGUACUUGUGGUCAGUGUGUGUGUGGAAUUAAUCAAAACUUACAGAAUCUUCAAGCUAAGGAGUCCACUAUGAAAUUUCUCAUGGGAGUGAAUGAUAUUUUUUCUCAAGUAAGAACUCAAAUUUUAUUAAUGGAUCCUUUGCCUUCUGUUAAUAAGGUGCAUUCUUUGUUUAUUCAAGAAGAAAUGCAAAGGUCUGUACAUAAUGUUGUUAGAGUUGAAUCUACUGCUCUGGCAACCAAAAAUUUCGGAACCAAUUUUAAAGGCAAAGAAAGGCCCUUAUGCACUCACUGUGGAAAGUUAGGUCAUACCAUCGACAAAUGCUAUAAGCUGCAUGGUUUUCCACCAGGUUUCAAGUUCAAGAACAACAAAUAUGCCACUGCUCAUCAAGUUUCAUCUAAUAUUGACUUCGUUCAAAGGAAUAAUUCUAAUGGAUUUAAUGAUUCUGCUUCAUCUCAAUCUGUUUCUCAAGCUCCAGCUUUCACUCAUGAUCAAUAUCAACAACUUUUGACACUAAUUGGUUCUUGUUCUUCUUCACAAUUGCCUAAAAAUUCAGAAUUCCAUGCUGCUAAUGCUGUGACUGGUCCAUCAAAUGUUGUUGCAGGUAAUUGCAAGCAUUCUGUUUUUUCUGCAAAAGCUGUUAACAGAAAAGCAUAUGAUUUACAUGGGUUAUUGACACUGGUGCAAGUGAUCAUAUAG